Molecule: messenger RNA, 3232 nt
Organism: Scatophagus argus
Lineage: Eukaryota; Metazoa; Chordata; Actinopteri; Scatophagidae
Gene: cip2a
Product: cellular inhibitor of PP2A
Exons: 22
Coding region: 178-3000 (940 amino acids)
Source: RefSeq, a predicted model, not a curated record
GAAAUGUAAUUUUAGUUCACUGAAUUUAUAGAAAAAUCAUGCAUGUCACUUUAUUAUGUUGUUUGAUUUAAAUCCAAAUACAAUAUUGUAAUAGAGCCUAUUGGUUUAUAUUCUGCACAACCCAAAAUAAGCUUGAUCGAUGUCGAUUUAAAAUAGCUUGUCUCCCCUUUCUCGUUCAUGGUCUAUUUCUUUCCCAUUCGAAACUCGGAGCGGGAGGAAGUAUCUGCUGUGUGUAUGUGUAGCCGCUUGUUGAUGUUUCUAGACGAAGAAAACCAUCACAGGAUGGACAUGACUACGUGUUUGAAGUCUCUGUUGCUGGCUAUCCAGCAGUACAGAGAUGGCAGGACAGCGCAGAACGCAACGCAGUUACAGAAGCAAGUAGAGGAGGUUUCAGGCCUGAAAUUUGACCAACUGCUGUCCUCAGGCCAGGUUCUGCCCAGUGAGUGUGUAAGUGGGUUGGUGGAGCUGGCAGGAAACCCAAAUACCAGCCUGAACUUGACAAGCUCCAUUAUUUCACUACUGGCUCAACUAGCCUGUGACAAUGAGAGUCGGGAGAUUCUUCACAGCAGCUACAACCUCACCAGCACCCUGGCCUCUGUCAUCCACUGCCACAGUGCCACCCCAGGAGAACCCCUGGUACUGCAGUGUUUGCAGGUGCUGCAGAAACUGACUUACAACACUCGGAUCUUCCUGUCUACAAACUACAUGCACGAACUCAUCACUUUUCUUGUGAACAAUAUCCAGUCUCACAAUGAUGACAUCAUCUUGCCAUGCCUCGGUCUCAUGGCCAACCUGUGUCGUGACAACCAGUCCGUGCAAAGCCUCAUCAAGUCUCUGGACAAUGUGAAACCUUUCUACCGUACUCUGAUCAACUUCCUGGCUCACAACAGCCUGACUGUGGUGGUCUUCACGUUGUCCAUACUGGCCAGCCUCACUCUGAAUGAGAAGGUUGGAGAGAAGCUCUUUGAUGCAAAGAACAUCCACCAGACCUUCCAGCUUGUGUUCAACAUCAUUGUGAAUGGCGAUGGUACUCUGACAAGAAAAUACUCUGUUGAUCUUUUGGUUGACUUGUUGAAGAACCCCAAGAUAGCAGAUUAUCUCACUAGGUAUCAGCACUUUUCAGCCUGUGUGUCUCAAGUUUUAGGACUGCUGCAAUCAAAAGACCCGGACUCUGCAACAAAGGUGUUAGAGCUUCUCCUGGCCAUGUGCAGUGUCUCAGGGCUGCGUCCCCUGCUGUGCGAGGUUGUUUUCAGGCCGGUGGGACCCAAACUAAGAGCAGCAGGCCGCAGGCAGGUGCUGGAUGGUGGAUGCAAGGCUGAGUCUGGACUUGCCCUGGUGCAGUGGCUGAGCUCGCCUGUGGAGGGCGCUGAGUCCUGCUCGCUCCAGGCCCUGCAGCUGCUGCACGAGCUCCUGGAGGAAGCUUUGGUAGCAGAGCGUGUGUCUGACUGUGUGCUGAGCUUUGUAGAAAUGUUACUUCCAGUCCUGCUUGGGCUGCUGAAGGGAGUCGAUCGUGCGCAGGGAGACACUCACCUAAGAAAACACUGCCACCGCAUCACACAUGUCACCAGUCUGCUGCUUAUCCUGUGUGCUGAGGAUUCCACCAGAUCUUUAGUGUCUUGUCAGGUGAGCGCUCAGCUCUGCCUCUCUCAGGUUGAGUCCCUUCUCUCUUAUUGUCAUAGCAACAACCCACUCACCUGCCUACCUGCUGGUUCUGACAUCGAUCUCAGUCAGGUGUAUGCAGAAGCUUUGUUGAAGACUCUGGAGUUAAUGAGCAAACUACGGCAACAGGUGAAAGACAUGGAGACCAGUUUCUACAGGAUGUUGCAGGACCAGAGGAUCGUGACUCCCCUCUCUCUGGCCCUGACGUCCCACCACAGAGAGCGUGUGCAGACUGGACUUUCUCUGUUGUUUGAAGCCACACCCCUCCCAGACUUCCCCUCACUGGUUCUGGGAGAUAGUAUCGCUGCCAACAACGCCUAUCGCCAGAGAGAGGCUGAGCUGUCUGUCAAACGUGUCGCAGUGCAGGAAGUCCCGCCUUCCAGCAUACUGGAUUCUUCUGGUUCUUCCAGUAGGACCGUCCACAGUCUGGUUGAGAAGAUACAGAAUGGCUUAGAGAUGUCUUUUUGUUGUCUACAGCUGCAGGACGUUAAGGACUCACAUGUAUCUGAAAUCAUUGAUGUGUAUGAGCAGAAGCUCUCUGCGUUUACAUCUAAGGAGAAUCGAUUGCAGGACCUGUUGGAAGCGAAGGCUCUGGCUCUCUCUCAGGCCGACCGUCUUAUCUCUCAGUUUCGCUUCCAAAGAGCUCAAGCCGAGGCUGAGGCCUGUAAGCUGGGUUCUCUGCUGAAGGAGGCGGAACGUCGCCGUGAGGAUCUGCAGACCGAGCUGAGCAACCAGCUGCUGGAGGUGGAGCGCUCCAAGGCUGACAUGGAGGAGCUGCUUCAGCACAAUGCCAGGCUGCAGCAGGACUCCGAGGAACACCAGGCUCUCAAAGGAGCCUACAACACCCUACUCAACAGGUUCAAUGAGAGCGAACGACUGCUGAAGGAGCUGCAGGCGGCUCACAUCUCGCUAACCAAACAGAACGAAUCUUUGAGGAAGAACCAUGAAGCCUUGCAACUGCAGCACGAAAAGAUGGCAUCAGUGUUGGAGGAGAGAGAGGAGGAGAUCAGAUCCCUCCAUUCAGAUGUACAGCAGAAGAACCGUGACAUCGCAGGUCUGCGUGGUGAACUGCAGGCUGAGGAGGAGAAGGUGAAGGAAAAGGAUCAGGAGAGGAGAGAUCUGGAGGACACAGUGGAUGUUUUGAGAAAGGAACUCAACAAGACGGAGCAGGCCAGGAAGGACGCCAGCAUCAAGGCGUCGUCUCUGGAGCUCCAGAAGAGUCAGCUGGAGACAAAGCUGAAGCAGAAGGAGGACGAGCUGAACAAACACUCGGCGAUGAUAUCCAUGAUCCACAGCCUCAGCAGUGGCAAGAUGAAGUGCGACGUCAACCUGUCGCUCUAAGGAGCGGUGCAGAUAGGUGGAAGGAAAGGAAAAACUUUAUAGACUGUGACAGAGCGAUGAUGCUUUUUAAAGUCACUGAAGUUUUUUAAUACUUAAUAUAAUACACUUAAUGAAAUAUACUAAACUAACUUGUGUUUUUAAAAUCAAGGAAAUCUUUUUACGUGUCAUGUACGUGUCUGUGUUGUUGUUACUUGGUAAAUAAAUGAAGGAUCUGUAGUAGGUCCAGAUGAAA